Messenger RNA from Yamadazyma tenuis ATCC 10573, 2590 nucleotides. The record is from RefSeq and is a predicted model, not a curated record. Lineage: Eukaryota; Fungi; Ascomycota; Pichiomycetes; Serinales; Debaryomycetaceae.
AUGACAGACGUCCCACUACUAUCGGACAUCAUCAUGUCGGCGCCUAGGUUCUCAUUCUUUGAAGAGUUGAUCCAAAUCCCUUCCCCGGAAUCAGAACUUCCCAACCACCAGGUCCACACCAUCAACAAAAUAGUGGAUGACAUCGGGUUAUAUUUGAAAGAGCUUCAGAGCAUUUUCAGUCAGAUCAAAAUGUCCCACGUCGAGGCCACCGUGGGACUCGAGUGGUACUAUGAAGGGAAAGACCAGAUCCACCAGUUAAGCCAUAAUUUGACCAACAUCGACUCAAUGCUCACACGGUUGUUGGUGGUGCUUGAAGCGGCAGAAACCUCCAAACACAUCGAGUUCAACCAUCUUCUCAAUAAGUUUGAAGAGUCCACAGACUUGUUAUUGGAAGUCAAGAAAUCCAUGAUUGUGAUCAAGCGGAAAACCGAGAUCUCUAUCAACUACAAGGAACUCGAGGAGACUACGAUGUGGACGUUGAACAAUGAAAUUGAGGAAUGCUUGAAGAUGUUUUUGAAGCUCAAGGAUCUCAGGGCGUUGAGUCCCAGUACCCAGCACAAGCUGUUAUCUCUACCGGAGAUUCUACAACGAAUGCAGACGGACGGGUCGCGGGGCUUGCGGUCGGUGUCGCUCCCCACGUCCAGCGAGGUGGACGAGUCCAUCAACACAGAGUUUGGCAAUCUUGAAAGUCGACUCGAGCCCUUGAAGGUGUCGAUAAACUUUCUCCCGUUGAGAAUCGAGGAGUUUGAGCGGAUGAGCAGCAGCUGGUUUCCAGAGGCCAUUGCAACCAUUCACCAAAGCCAGACCAAGUUGAUGUCGCGAUGGUACUAUUUUCUAGGUGAUUUGCAGCAAUUCAAGAAGGAGACCAUCGAUGCUAAAUGGAAUACUAUAUUUGAGUUUCUUAUCUCGAGGGCUCUGGAAAUCAUUGACGGAUUGGUUAUUGACUUUGAGCAAAAGGCAAAUCGAAAGAUUUCAAAGAAAAUCGGCGAAAACUAUAAGCUCUGCUCUUCCACUAUCAGUAUUGUCAAGGAGUCGGUAGUAGAGAAACUCCUCAACGACCCAGAAAUCAUUCAUAAUUUUAACGACCAACUACUUGACAAGUGGAACUUGCUCAACGACAUUCUUAUGAGGAAUCAAAAGUACGACGAUGCGGUGAACUUUGCCUCCAGCGAGUUUACCAGAUUGAAGUCGUUGCAAAUAGCCAGAACCUCUCACUCUCCCGUGAGAGCGGUGUCUGUGACAUCGCCCGUGAAGCUCCAUCUUCAAGAGAACGACGUGGUUCCAGGCUUGGGCAUUGACCUUGGAAUCGACGUGGAGAAUCUGCAUGUUCCGUUUAGUAUUAAGAAUUCUACCAAGGUCAGGGACUUUCAACAACGCUACACCAUACCCAAGUCCACCAAGCCUAAUCUUCUACAGGAGUUCAAGCUCUCGAAGAAUACUUCCAAAGAGGAUGACGAAGAGACUCUCGUGACAAAGACACCAAAGCUUGGAGCCUUGACGGAGCUCAUGGAGAGUGUAAAGCUCUCGGAGCAUAGACCGUCGCAACAUGAGAAGCUCCCUAGUCGUAUUCCUCAAAUCGUCAAAAACUACACUCAGCUCGGCCUCCCAUUUGUUCCUAAGAAAACCCCUGUAGCGUCUAAGAUCCCUACCAUAGCACCAAGUCAUCUGGUGUUUCAAUCGCCUACUCGCAGCAUAUUUCUCAGUCCAGUUCGCAGCCAAGGGUCCCCAGACUACACACUCCUAUUGCAUUGUCCCAUCCAUGUUAACAAAAGAAGGGCCAACAACAGGUCGCCGACCCCCAAGCCACGGGGAAACGACACCACCAAUCGGCAGGCGUCGAGGUCGUCUCGUACAUCCUCCCUAAACUUCAACCUCAUGUCACCAAACUUGAACCUUGGUCUCACCCCCAACCUCAGUUUCCCGGACUCUCCCCAGCAUUCGCCUGCCUCCGAACUCAACUCGCCGAUAUCGUACCGGUCGACGUCACCCGACCGUCCCACGUCGUCCCUCGGCCUGCGUUUUGAUGACGAGCACCUUCUUCAACCUCUCAAGCACUUCAAACCCGCGUGGAAGUAGAGUGCUCAUAUCAUACCCAUCCUGUAUUAUUAGCUAUAUUAUAUACAAUUUCACUUCUUGUCCUUGUGCACUGUUUCCUCCUUCUUCAUGGUUUUACUGGUAAAACCGUCAAGGAAAAAAUCCCUUCCAAAUACCUUAUACAUGAUACUAUUCUUCUCGACCUGCCAUUUUUCCACCUCAUCGUAGCGUCUGAUUUCUUUGUUGUCGAGAAGUUCUCCCUGACGAACCUUUUUAGUGGACCCACCUUCUAGCCGCCGUACGAGCUCAGACGUGCUCAUGAACAAUAUCGGAAGAGAAAAGAGAAUUAGAAAGAUUCCAUUGUACCGUUUCUUGACUUCUGGGGGAGCUCUUUUCCAGUUGGCUCUUCCUGUCUCAACAAGCUCCUGGAUGAAUUCCGAUUGGGGUUGGUCCGAUAACGGCAGUGCCUUAGGCUUGGGCUUCUGAGGUUGUUUGCCCUCUCUGUGGAACGUGGAAUUCUGGAACUUGCUCAUCAGACUGACACUUGCGAAACACC